Molecule: messenger RNA, 5236 nt
Organism: Prorocentrum cordatum
Lineage: Eukaryota; Dinophyceae; Prorocentrales; Prorocentraceae
Source: the annotation of a GenBank genome assembly
GACGCUUUCGAGGAUCUGCUGGAUUACGCUUCGGGCGGGUUCGGCAGCGUUCUGUCAGGCUCCCCGCUGCUGCUGGGAGACGGCGAGGCCGAGCCUGAGUCGCCCUUCGACGAGCCCAGCGUCGACGCCGAGGACGUCGACCCGUGCGAGGACGAGCCUGAGGGGCAGCCUAUGCCCUUCCAGCGAUGGAACAGGAUCUACUACCGCCCGAGGGCGGACUCCAACCAGGGUCUCACGAUGCUCCUGGUCAGCAAGUUCAGCUCCACGCUGGGCGAGAAGAGAUGGGUCUGCAUCGACCCGACGGGCAGGCUCCAGGUCCUAGACCUCGGCCAGCCUGCGAAGGUGAAGUCAACGAAGUUCGCGGGCGUGAACCACGGCACAUUCCAGGGCCUCUCCGCGACGGAGAAGCAGAAGGCCAUCGAGGCGGCCGACCGCAUCAUCGCCACGGGGCCCGUAUCGACGACAGGCAAGAUCACCGGGGACCACCAUCCUCGAGGUGGAGGCGCCGCGGGACGCAGGUCCCACCGCCGCCACGCGGUGUCGUGGCUACUGAAGCUGGUCUCCAACAUCGCGGGCUACGCUUGGGCCCGCCGGAGCUCGGGCACGGCUGCGGGUUCGACGUUCGUGCUGUGGCGCGCAGUCGUCGACCUCAACGUGGUGGAGUGGGUGAAGUGGGGCUACUCGUCGCUGAAGGAGACCGUGGACACGGUGGAGUAUUUCAGGGAGGAGAUCGAGACGGUGUUCGAGAUGCACGAGUCAGGAGCUCUCGAGCCUCUCUACUUCUCAGUGGCCGUGAUGCUCGUGAGUGGCUUCCUCAUGUCGUGCUGCAGGUCCUCGCGCCCCUCGCCUGCGCCAUCGCCCACAACGUCCUCUGGUGCCGCAGCUCCCGCGCUUCUUGGUUGGAGCUGGCCAUCAUGGUCGGCCACGCCGUCUCCAAGCCAGUCGGGAUCAUCGACUCCCAGGGACGAAGGCACUCAGGUGUCAGACGCCGAGGAUUCGGACUCGGUGGGAGGCGAAGUUCUGAGGCAGAUGGGUUUGGUGGCCGAGGGGCUCUCCGCUCUCGAGGAGAGGCAGGCGUCGCGGCCGACGGAGCCUCCUCAGCCAACUCCAGCGCCUUCAGCACCUCAAGCCCCAGCGAAGCCUGGGAUCGGCGCGGACAGCUACGACCAGAUGAUGGGGGCCCUCCUUCAGAGGCUGGACCGCCACAAGGAGAUGGUGGAGCAAGACAGCAUGGCCGUGACCGCCAGCGGGUCCGAGCCGCGGGUGGUCAGCUCCACGUCCAACCCAGAGAUCGACUCGCUAGUCAAGGGCCUGGACGACUCCUUCAAGGACACGCGCGAGGUCGCCAAGGAGAAGCUGCAGGCCUACUCCAGCGACGUGGCGUGGACGAUCCCGGGGGGCAUCAAGACGCGAGUGGCCCCGUCAAUGGUGGCUCGCCUGUACCGCAGUGGGGCUUCAGCGGUGGCGAGCAUCAGGGAGAUGAUUCGCACGAAGCAGCUGGACGGCAACCACAUGGCGGAGGAGGCCCUCCUCAUCAGCAUGAUGCUCGGCCGAUCCAUGGUGGAGGUGCCCGCGGACUGGAUCAACUACAAGACGACGGAGUUGGCGAUGCGGCGCCUCCACGGCAUCGAGAGGGCCUUCGAGAACGUCAAGCAGAGGUCGGACUGGAAGCCGCCCAACGGCUCGAAGGCGGGCUGGAAGUCUCGCGUCAACUACGCCCUGCUGGAGGAGCUCGACACGACCAAGUCGGAUCAGGAGGGCCUUCUCAUCGACGGCGUGGAAAAGGAGCUUCGCGAACGCUUGGCUCAUCGCGCCCUUCUCGCCAAGUCCCUCGACAAGCUGCAGGACAAGAAGUCUCGCUUCGCCCAGGAGCGAGCAAUCAGGGUCAGGACGAACGCCGCUCUGAGGUCCUUAGCCGCGCUGACGACGAACUCAUACCACGACCUGCGGGACUCCAGUUUCGGAUCCUCCAUGGAGUGGGGCACGAGCCACGAGCUGCCGCGCAGGAUUUCCGAGAGGGUGCUGCAGUGCCACCGGGACGCGCACGAUCAGAAGAUGUACGACUCCGGCGCCGAGUCCGCUUUCGAGCGGCUGGCCUUGCAUGCCAAGCCUGGGACCUACGCGGGCUUCAGUGUAUCAGACAAGGACGGCGACGACGUGCCGCAACGAGGGAAGGUCAUGCCCUUCGUGAGCGGCGAAGCGUCUCUGCCUCCAGCGGGGACGCAGCCAUGCGACAUAAGGAUGAUUUCACCAAAAGCGAGAUAUUACUUCGACAGAUUCCACGAGAGGAUGCGCCUGCCGCCCAGCCAGGUCGACGAGGCCGACAUCGAGAAGACGAGAGCCUACAUGGACCCCAGUUUGAGGAGCAGGUCAGCUCGCCUCCAGUUCGCGCUGAGACUAUGGGAGUCAGGCAUGCUCGGUUUCACGGACAUCUGCAGGGCGGAGGUCUCGGUCUUCUUCGUCAUGAAGAAGGUCAACGAGGCAGGCCAGUUCAUUAUCCGGCCCGUCUGGGACCUGAGGCAGGUGAACAAGCGCUUUCAGAAGCCACCUCACCUCUCUCUGGGGUCCCCGAUGGCGAUGGCGGAGCUGGACCUAUCCGACGAGAUCACAGAGGGCAGGGUCUCGCAGUCAACGUGGGGAGACGUGCCAGAUUACUUUCACAGAUGCAAGAGCUGCAGCGAGCUGUGGCCGUACAUGGUGUUCGGAGGCGCGACGAUCCCCCAGCUUUUGAAGGAGCUCAAGCGCCAGGGCAAAGGGGUGCCGACGGUCCCGAAGGGGGCCCGCUACCUGUGCCUGGUGGUGAUGCUGAUGGGCUUCAGCUGCUUCUCCGAGACGGCCUUCAUCUACUGGGUGUUCAUGGGCGACUUCGCCUCGAUGACCUUGCAGCAGGACGAGAUGAGCGAGGUGACGGAAGCAGUGCGCGAACACGCUGGGAAGAAGCUCAAGGAGGCGGGCCUCGACAUGCACAAAGACGGAGUCGGGGCAGCGAUGCCCCUUUCUCUGGGCGUGACGAUCACUCAGCGCCCUCAUCGCUUGAUGGCAGCACAGGAGAAGGUCAAGAAUGUCAUUGGUGCGACCAAGGCCCUUCUGGACCGAGGUCGAGCGACUCCAACCGAGCUAUCAAGGAUAAUUGGGUCGUGGGUGUGGUUAGCGAUGUGCUGUCGGGCCGCUUUCUGCAUGCUGGACGCUUGCUACAAGUUCGUGACAAAGUACGGCGACGACGAUCAGGUUCACAUCCUGUGGGAGAGCGUGACAAACGAGCUGUACAUGCUUUACCACAUGGCCCCCCUGAUGUAUACCCACUUGGAGUCGAGGUGGAGCCCCAGUGUCUUUGCUACGGAUGCGAGCGAGGAGGGCCUAGGGGUAGUCGAGACGACAGCGAGCCGGGAAGAAGUCCGAGCCGAAGUCAACCGACAGUGGAGAGCCGACCAUCUUCGAGACAUGGCCAGGGACGAGGAGGAGGAGGAGCUGCUCAGUGGCGAGAACCUCGAGCGAGCCAGACGAGGCAUCCCCCCCGUGGUGUCCGAUGGCGAGGUCCCUCCGAUGAAGUUCAUGGCCGACAUUUUCUCGGGGUGCGGCGGCUUCGGGCAGGCGAUCCGCGAGGAAUUGCAGUGCCAGACCCUGUUCGUGGACAACGCACGGGAGGCGCGCCACGACCUGCUGGACCCGUCCUUCGUCGAGCUUGUCUGUCGCGCCGUUCUUCGGGCCCUCUUCUUCAUGGUCCACUUGGUUCAGAGGGUACGGGAAGGCAACGCCCUGGCCCAGGCAGCGAUCUCGAUUUGCUAUGCGUGCCUGGCAUCAGGGACAGGCUUUUCACUGGAGAACCCCAGGACCUCGAUGAUCUGGGACCUCCCCGACAUGGCGAAGUUGCUGACGAUGGAUGGAGUUCUCGUAGUGGAGAUGGUGCACUGUUCCUUCGGAGCCCGAUGGAAGAAGCCAGCUCGGAUAGUGACCAACGUGCAGGCGCUGAAGGAGCUCGAAUGCAAGUGCUCUCAGGAUCACGAUCAUCAGGAGCUGCGGGGACGCGACUCUCAAGGACGACUCUGGACGCGCCUGGCAGCAGUCUACCCGCCACGCCUGUGCAAGGCUUACGCCUCGUGUGUGGCCAAGGCCGUGUCCAACAACGAGCUGAAGCUGCACGGCUGGCGCAUGCGAGAAGUCCGAGGCGCAUCGCCGAAGCCAGUCGCAGUCAUGAGUCACUGGGCCAAAAUAUCCCGAUGGCAUCUAGCGUGGAAAGGGGUAUGGGCGUAUCACGAUCACAUCAGUGUGCAGGAAAUGAGGACGGUCGCAUCGGUAUCUCGUCACCUGUGUCGCUCGUCAAAGAACUGGUUCAGCCGAGUCUUGGUCCUGUGCGACUCUAUGGUGACGGUGGGCGCAGUCAGAAAGAUGCGGAGCUCUUCGCGACCUUUGAUGACGCAGCUGAAGAAGAUCGGCGCGAUCACGCUGGCCACCGGUAUCCGAUUGACGCUGAGGUGGAUACCCACAGACAUGAACCCGGCCGACGGCCCGUCGAGAGGCGAGGAGAUAGGCAGCGCCGAGAUCACCAAGACCAAGUCCGAGCAGAAGAAGAGCGUGAUGGACAGCGACUUCGAGUUCGAGAGGCUCUUCGGGGACAUGCUGGAGAUCAGGGGCAUGCACGACGACUACGACCUGAUCACAGCCACAGCAGCGGCAGACACGGAGCUCAACGACCAGGACGAGAGCUUCCAGGCUGACGGCGACCACACCUUCGACAAUGAAGAUGGGCAGGCUGUUGAUGACAUAGGAAUGUUCGCAGGAGCUCUCGAAGCAGCGGUGACAGUCAAAAAGACGGCCAAAAAGAAAGGCAAGCAACGAGCUCACGUUCCUCAGAACAAGAAGGGCCCCCUCGCCUUCGAUAAUGCUGCUCGGGAGCCCCCAGUGUCGAGAACCAGCCUGGGCUCUGGCACGCUGGAAGUACCUCUGCGGCUUCUCGUUCACGCAGUUCAGGACAACACUAACGCGUGCUACAUCAAGGAGGUGGAGCCCUUUCUCGUGAGGGUGCGUCUCAAGAGGCUUCCUUUUGCCACGGCGGCCGAGCGCGACAUCACCCUUGCGGCGGAGUUAGACCACAUGUGCUUCGUGGAGAGGGCUUCGGUGUCAAGAGGAGUUCGAUUGCACCAUGGGCUGGUCCACCUGUUUCCAGAGUGGAAGUCUGAGCUGCCGAUCUCCUUGCGCGCUUUGCAUAGCUGGGAAAAGUUCCAGGAGUCCUGGGAAG